UCAUUUUCUGCUAUCGUCGGAUCAAAUGGUUCGGGAAAAUCAAAUGUGAUCGAUGCGCUUUUAUUGGUAUUUGGUUAUCGAGCAAAUAAAAUGAGGCAAGCCAAAUUAUCAGAACUUAUUCAUUCAUCGCAGCCUGGUUCGGAUAAUUAUGAG
Molecule: messenger RNA, 153 nt
Organism: Funneliformis caledonium
Lineage: Eukaryota; Fungi; Glomeromycota; Glomeromycetes; Glomerales; Glomeraceae
Source: the annotation of a GenBank genome assembly